This is a messenger RNA of Drosophila eugracilis, 1078 nucleotides long. RefSeq lists its product as uncharacterized. The transcript has 2 exons. Bases 203 to 1078 code for a protein of 291 amino acids. Lineage: Eukaryota; Metazoa; Arthropoda; Insecta; Diptera; Drosophilidae. The record is from RefSeq and is a predicted model, not a curated record.
GGGGAUUCAAUUUGUGCUCGAUCAAAUUUCUAUAACACCCGAAGACCGGCAAACCUUCAAGGAAGAUGCUCAGAAAAUUGAAAAUGAAUUUAUCGGAGCGAUUUCCUGCAAAGAUCCCUUUUUCGCCUCUGCUUUUCGUGGUCUUGCCUUGACGGGAAGUAAUUUUGACAAUGUCAGGAUAAAUUUGCCGGAUGAGUUUGAUAUGCUGACCCAAAUCAAGAUGCCAUGUAACUUAGAACCAGUGCCGAUCAAAAGUCAUCCAGGCUACGUUUGCCUGCGUGCCAGUGGUGAUAACAUUCCGCUACAUCUGGUUAAUCACCAAGGAGAUGAGUACUAUAUUAACCGUCGGAAGAUUCAAGCCUGGUUUCGGGAAAAUGUCGACGAAGUAAUCCAGGAACUAGCCUACAUCCACCGCAUUGGCGAGAGAUCGUAUGAGCUCAAAUGCGUAACCGGUGGUCAUAUUGCCCACACCAUUAAAGCUACUUGCCUAUCCGAUCCUGCACGCAAAAUCUGCUUCGAUUUUGUACUUGCUAUUAUGUUUUCUCCAUCGAUGUGGCCCAGUGUUUUUCCCCAACAACGGAAUCAAGAACGAAGCUGGUAUGCCGUUCCUUGUAAGAUCAAGUCUCCGAAUGUGGAGAAUGAUUUACUAUCUUUCAUCGUUUGCUCUCCAUAUUGGGAGCAUAUGGCCCUCAAGAAAAAGCAAAACCUCAAAGACGGAUUACGACUUAUGAAAGCUUUGCGGGAUGCCAAUGAUAUGCCCAAGAUCUUCAGCUAUACAAUCAAAAGCCUUUUUCUAAAUGCGGCCAGUGUUAAAAGGAUCAACUGGAAUCAAUCUCCGGGUCGUAUACUCAUUAGGAUGAUUGUCCUGAUGGUAAAGUUUCUCCGGAAGGGUUUUCUUCCUCUCUACUUGGUCCCAGAUUCUAACGUUUUAGAGGGCCUCGGCAAGGAUGAGAGAAUGGAUUAUAUGAGAAGACUGUUCAGAAUAUUAAAGCUACUUAUUAAGUGCCGAAAUCGAAAUUGCAUGACCAUAGAUGAUAUUGAAUUAAUUUUUGGGAUUUCUGUUUUGCAAUCUCUUUGA